Cryptosporidium ubiquitum is the source of this 2886-nucleotide messenger RNA. RefSeq lists its product as uncharacterized. NCBI's taxonomy places the organism in Eukaryota, Apicomplexa, Conoidasida, Eucoccidiorida, Cryptosporidiidae. The transcript has a single exon. The record is from RefSeq and is a predicted model, not a curated record. The coding region runs from base 1 to 2886 and encodes 961 amino acids.
AUGAAUUCAAACAGAAGAAGUGAACCAAAAAGAAAAAGAGAUUAUAAAGGAAUUUUGUUGGGAUGUAAUUUUAAAUCUGAUAAAGAUAUCUCCGGCGAAUACAUUGAUAAGAUUCUAGAUGAAUUAACGAGAAAAAUUCCUGAAAUAACUUUUGAUUCGACCAAAAUUUAUAAUGGAGUUAAUAUCAAAGAUAGCUGGUUAUUUAAUAACAUUCUAAAACUCUUGGAAGAACUAUUUGGAGCAUUCAACUCUAAAUUUUUGUUCACUGAGGAAUUAAAUUGCUUUACAACAUUUAAUAAAAUAAAAAGUAUAUUUGAAAGAAUAAUCAUUUGGCUUUCUGUUAACGAUUCUAGAAUUUUGACAAAAAUUAUAUACUCAAUUCCCUUAAUAAUUAAUAUUUUAAUCAAACUAAAAAAUCAAUGCAUUAAUAUUAGAAGAGUGAAAAAACUGUUUGUAGAAUAUUCAGAAUUGUCCGUUAUUUGUCAAAAGUGCAUGAAAAGAGUUAUUCAAAUAUUCAGCUGUUUAAGCGUGUCUACCGAAGUUAAAAUCAGGGUUGCAUGUGUUUAUUGCACAACACUACUAAUUAAACUGGACGAGUUUGAAAUGUCAAUUAUUGAAGAUGCUUUUUCAACGCCGAUUUCUCCAAUUAACUAUAUUAAUUCUAAAGUAAAAGAUAGAAUUUUGAUGCAAGGUGAUACCACAAAUCCAGAAUCAUUUGUUAAAUCUAUACCAAAAUUUCAAGAAGCGGAUUUAAGACAAUCAUUUACUCACUCAUUUUCUGUUUUGAACUUUAAUAGAAUAUAUAACAAUAAUGGCUCAAAUAAUGAUUUACUAGACAAAGGUUGGUUGUCUAGGCGUCUAGAUGAUGAAUCUCCUGCAGUAAGAUUCGAAAUUUUCAUAUUGAUUUAUGAGUUGGUAAAAAUUGGAAAAAUAAAAAAUUCUAAGGAGUUUUUAAAAUCGAUAAACGAAAUUGUGUACGAUUGCUUUUUUGAUGAAAAUAUUGCAAUUCAAUCAUUGGUUUCAGAAAUUAUUACUAUUCUAUCUGAAAUUUCUCCAAUCUCAAUAAAUAACAUAAAUAAAAUAUUACCCAUAAUUAAUGAUAGCAAUAUAUAUACAAGGUACAAUAUAUUUAAAGUGAUCUCUCACUCAUAUUUUGGGAACGCAGAAGCUCUUCACAAGGCAUUAACAGCCGUGCUUGAAUCACCGUUGUUACAUUUUGAUGAAAAACUGGUAUAUAAUGUAUUUUCCUCAACCGCAAUAAAAAAUUCAACUUUUGCUCCUGAAAUCAUACCUAUUUUAUUUGAGCAGUAUUAUGUUAAGGAAGAAGAGAUUUAUCAUGCAUCAAUAUCAAUCUUUUUAUUUUGGGCAAUUUGGAAAACUCCUUCCAUUAUAAAAAAUAUUAAUUUCGAUUUAUUGUUACUUUAUCCUGUAGCAAAAUUUAAUUUUUCAUCAAAUAUCCCAGAUCUUAGAAUUAGAGUAUCUCAUGAAAGUAAAUGCCCAUUUAAUUUCGAAGUUAAACCCCAACUCUAUAAUUACAAUGUUUUGAACUAUUCAUUGGGGCUUUACCCUAUGAAGUCGCAUAAUAAAUAUAUAAAUAAGGAUUUAUUUAAGAAAGAACUAUUUGUGUCUAUUGGGAAUAUUUGUUCAUAUCAUUUUUUGAAUGACACAACCAUGGAAAUGUGCCUAAGUGAUAACUCUCCAAUCGAAAGCUUAUUCCAAUUUUCAAUAAAUAACUUUACUUCUGGUACAUAUAUUUCUAUGAACAGAAAAAGUUUUUUUAGUCGAUUAAAAACAUUGAUUUCAUACUUAAAAACCAAAAAUUUUAGCCCACGUAUUAAUACCCAGUUUAAUAUUUCAAAUAUUCGAUUUCAAUUAGGAACUAAAUUGAUUAUGAAUUCUCAUGUAGUCAAAAACGAUGCCAACAAAAUUAAUUAUGGUAUUAAGUCGAAGGAAAUCAGUAUUUCAAAUUUACCGAUAUACCACUAUCUAUGGCCAGAAAACAGCAAGUUCAAUAGUGAGUUGUGUAAAAUAUUUGAUAGUAAAGUGUUAUCGUGUUCAUCUUUCAUUAUUUCGACUACUGAAAUAUGUGGUUCAAUAUCAUUUUCAUAUUUUUUUGAAAACUAUAUGCCAAGAAAAAACAAAAAUGAAAAACUUUGUUUAAUAUUAGGGAACUUAACUGAUAGAUUGAUUGAAUUCAAAAGUUUGUUUUGCCAAUGUAUUGUAUGUAAAUUUAACACAUAUUAUCAAGAAAGUUACCCAGAAUACUUAGAUGAUUCUUCAAAAGUCGUUUUUUCAAAGACUAAAGAUGUUAUUCUCAAAAAAACCGGGACGAAGUUUUAUUCUUUCCCAUUCAAAGUUUUACAAAAAAUUCCUGUAAGUAUUAGUUUUGAUGUUUAUUCAUCAUUAAAUAAUGAUAUAUCAAUUGAUCAAAAUAUUAACCUGUUUGUUCAAAUACCACAAGCUCUAAAAUUUAAAAACUCAAAGAUAGAUCAAUAUUGCAUAAAUGAUAACAGAAAAUUUUUAACUAAGAGUUCUCACAGUGUUUUGAAUGAAGUUGACUCAAUGAACUUCGAAAGCUGUAAUAAAGUUAACGUAUAUUGCCAAAUAGAUAAAUCAAUAGCAUUUAAUGUGAUUAAUUCUAGAAAAGAUGAAUCAAUUAUAAAUUAUACCACUCCACUGGCAAUCAACAAUAGACAAUCAUACGUUUUUCCUAUCGCAAAAGAUACAUUAAGAAUGUCAAUUACCAAUUCAAUACAAAUUAAAUUUGAAUAUCCCAUUGCUUCUCCAGUGACUAUGAACGCUAUUUUGAUUAGUAAAAAGAACAGUUUAGCAUCGCCAAUCUCAAAUAUUCAUCCAAUAGUUAUUCAUCCUAAUAUUAUGGCAUAG